CCCGCCUGUGCCGGAGGUCACUGCUUGGGCAUCCUCGGUGAAGUUGCCGUGCUGUGUUUUUAUUCUGCUACCCUGCGGACGGGCCGUUGCCCGCGUAGGCCUCGGAGUUUGUGUUUCAGCCACAGAAUGUGCAGAAGCUCCCGUGGGCUUCCCUUCCUUUUCAAAAGUUGAACCGUUUUUGGAAAACGGCCUUUGGUAGUGUUCGCAGUGUGCUGCUUAAUGGCAGAGCUGCUAGAAGUGCUGUGUUCCCUUAGACUCUGAAGAAACCUGGCGCAGCGCAGGGUGUUAUGGCGAGAAUCAAGAAGAGUUGGCCGGAGAGCCCUCACGUGGGAAGAGAGAGGCAUUGUAAAAUGUGUGGUUCGUGCUUAUUUGUGCAAAUCCUGCAUAAACACACACAUCCUGCGUGUGGGGACAGAGACGGUGGUUACGCAACCACGAAGCUCACGGCGCGGCGCCCGUCUCAGUAGGACUGAAGUCAGAGUGGAGGAGGGAGGGUCGCUUUUAGCUCUGUGGUUGAAGCCGGCUUCUCGUCCGGGGUUUGAGAAAGCAGGAUAACUGUGGCUGGCAGCAGCAGAAGGCCUGCCCCCUGGACGUCGAGCCCUUGGAAGAAGCAGCGGUUCCCUGUUUUGUGUCUCCGCGCUUAGGGGAGUGUUGUUGGCCUUAGAGAAAAUGAUGCAUCCUGUUGCCAGCAGUAAUCCAGCUUUCUGUGGGCCUGGCAAGCCUUCCUGCCUCACAGAAGAUGCCAUGAGAGCCGCCGAUCAGUUUGACAUAUAUUCCUCCCAGCAAAGCAAGUACAGCCACACAGUCAGCCACAAACCCAUGGUCUGUCAGAGGCAAGACCCGUUAAAUGAAACACACUUGCAGACUACAAGUGGCAGAAGCGUAGAGAUAAAAGAUGAACUAAAGAAAAAGAAAAAUCUCAACCGAUCUGGUAAGCGUGGCCGGCCUUCGGGAACCACCAAAUCAGCAGGAUACCGGACCAGCACAGGCAGACCCCUGGGGACCACCAAAGCAGCUGGAUUUAAGACAAGUCCAGGCAGACCUCUGGGUACGACUAAAGCUGCAGGAUACAAAGUCAGCCCGGGGAGACCUCCAGGUAGCAUUAAGGCUCUGUCCCGGCUCGCAGAUCUCGGCUAUGGCUGCGGCACCGCUGCCUUUCCUUACCCGAUGAUGCACAGCAGGGCAGUUCAUGGGGUGGAGGAGGCCAGCAGUGAGGUGAAGCCUUCCGAUGAGUGAGUGAGGCAGGAGAGGAGGGCCAGGUGCAGAAGGAAGGUAGUGCAGGAUCCCAAAGCUUCUUGGUUUCAUGUUGACAUCAGUGAUUUUACAGCCUGGGCUUUCCAAAUUUGUAUGCCUGUUUGAUUUUCCCCUGCUUUUUCCCAGAAGCUGCUGUCUGCAGACAGAGGCCGUCAGGGCAGGAGUAGGGCACUGUGUGUGUCCAUGGGCUCAGAUGUGACACCAGCUAAACCAGUCCUCUCUUCCUUUAGUGUCAUGAUCGGGUCCCAUGUUUCAUUGCUUCUUUUGGGCCAUUCUGAAUAGUUGCUUUGUGUGCUGAACAACUGAAACCAUUAUACUUAUUAGUUUGGGAAAUACAUCUGCAGUAUAAUGUACAAUCUAAAGUAUUUUUAACUGAUGGAGCAGAAAAGCAAACUAGCGAUUCAGGAUUGCUUGAGGUAAUGGCUGUGCGUUUUUGUAACCCUUAUUUUCAAUGGACGGGACACAGAUACUUGUAUGCUUUGGCAUUUUAGUAGUCUUCACAUGUUUAAAAAACUUACUUUUAGCGCUCUAGGUUUAAGCAGUUAUUUAUUCAUCUUGUGGCAUUAAUCGAUUUGAUCCUUAUUCCUAGGAGAACCCUUCAGUGCUUACCUUUCAGCAUUGAUAGGUUAUUGCGUUUUGGGAUUGCCUAAGAGCAUGUAUACCAAACGCCACAAUCAGUUAACAUUUACAAAAAAUUUAAGCUUUUAUAAAAACUGCACAUUACAUUUUUGAUGAAAUACAAUGCAUUCUGAGAGUAGUAUGUUUAAUAUAACUGACAUUCCUGAGGUCUGCAUGUAACUAUAGUCACUGUGUUUUUUUUUUCAUAUAUUUAGUGAGUUUUAAAGUAUGUUUAAAAAUAUAUAUUAGUGUUGCUCAUUUAUUUGAAAUGUUUUUUGGUUUUUCUGAGAAAUCAUCCCAUUGCAUUAGCACUUACUGUUUCAGGUUUAUAUCUACCAAAGGACUCAAGUUGUUACGUAGGCUGUAAAACUGAUGUAAACCGAAUGCAUUUUGCCGACCAUCAGAACCCAGAUAUGAAGAAAUAUACAGAAAUUCAUCUAUGCAUGAAAUGUGAAAAAUAUGUUGGUUAAUUUAACUAAAAAAUCCUGUUGUGACUCCUGGGAGACCACUUCAUCUAAAAAAAAGUCCCCCUGCUGCCCCCAGUAAUGUUUGCUUUAGAAGCAAGACAGAAAAGGAAAAAUAGUAUUUGCUAGAUGUGUAUGCUAGGGACAGAGGGAAACCUCUCCUCCUUCCUUUCUGAAAGUAAUACUCCGUGUUAAUACUCAUUUUAUUUAUUCUGAGUUUGUUCUGAAGAAGAUAGGAACUUGGGAUUUGAACAAUUUCUGCUGCGUUAUAAUCACGCUGUUCAUACUAGGAAUUUUAAAUGCCUUUGAGAUUAAAAUGUAGAUUUGAAGGACCCAAAAACUUAAAAAUAAUUAAGUUGUGGAAGGGCACAUAAUGUAUUGUUUGGGCUUGCUCCCAGCUAAUGCACACUCUGUUUGCAAAUGGAUGUCAUGCUCCAUACCUUUUUUAGCAGGAAGAACGCAGCAAGCCUGCAGGUGUCCCAGUGAUGCCUGACACAGUGAGCUGGACUUACGCUGCUCUUUACAGGAAGAGGUGUUGCAUUGUGCCUGGGCGCGGUCGCCUCAACGUUGGCUUUGCACAAGCAAACCGUAGAGAACAUGUUGGGUGACUAUGUAAUCAGUUCUAACAUUCUGGCAGCUAAAUUGCUACAAGAGUUACUUCUUGCAGAAGCUUAAAAUGUAAACUUUUAAUAUUUCCUCCUAACAGUAUAACUUCUGGCAUACACAGAUGCUUUCAUUUUACUCAUUUGUUCAUCUGCUCACUUUUCUCCCGUGUGUGUCAGCUAGCUGUUUCUCGAGGUGAUGCUCGGAGGUCCUCUCCUGAGGCGGUUGUUUGCGCACCCUGCCGCAGGGUGAUGCACAGACACACCGUGUCGGAGAUGUGGCUGCAUGUUGUAUUUGAUAGGAAAUCCAUUCCCCUUCCGGUUUGCUUUCAGUCCUGAGUUUGUUAUUCAUACUCAUUUUCUGCCCUACGUUCAUCCCCCUCUCCCCACCCUCCAGCACGUCUACUCAGUGGUGCUGUGCUGUGUCAGGAGACAAAGCAGGUGUAUUAUUGUAUAAUGAAUUUUGUAUACAUGUUUAUGAAAUGGUGGAAUCAGCUAAAGGGAGUUUGUUCGUAACAGUGUAUAUUGUUAAGAGCUGUGGGGGGGGGUGAAUGGCUACAGUUGUGAAUGAGUAACAUCCUUCAGACAGCUGGAUUCACUGUUGCUGUGAGCAGUUACCUGAGCUGGAGUGUUAGCUGUAUACACUGGUGAGCAUCUCCUGUCCACUUAGCUUUUCUUCUUAUGAACAGUUCCCUGGUGCCAUGCUGAAGAGAAGGACGUCUAAGCGAUGAUAUGAAUGAAGUCUUCAGAUAUAAAAUAUUUUUACUUCUAUAUAAUCGAAAGACCACAUUGUGCAUCUUUUGUAACACUGUCUCUUGUCAUGAUAAACACUGAAAUAGCAUGUUAAACAGUUGCCUAUACUUUAAUAUAAUCAAUGGGGAAAACUCGCCGUCCCCUCCCACUAUAUGAUUGUUCCUUGAGAGGUAAAUUGCUAAUUUUAUACUGUGUAAUUCUGUCUUUACCAAAUAGGUUUCACUAUUCUAUGUUAAAACUGUUGGUCAGAAAAUGGUCUAUUCAAGUAAGUUUGCUUUACUUUUUUCUUUAAAAAAUAUUUUAACAUGCCUUAUUUAUUAUUCUUAUAUUAACAAAUAAGGAACUAAUACAGAUGAAAUUUUCGUUUUUUGACAGAUAUAACUUUGCAUAACUGAUCUUUAGUAUGGGAUGAUUUUGAUACUAUCUUUGGAGUUUUGCACUGGAUAUUAAAAAAAUACAUUGGCACCGUGUAUUACAAGAAAAUAAGUAGUAUCUGGUUUAAUUUUUAAUAUUUGGGAACUUUUUUAAAUCACUGUUUCAAUUAGACUAAGAAUUCUUUAUAUUUUUAUUUACUUUUUAAAAGAAACAUCUGUCAAAGUAAUCCUCAUUCCAAACUGGUAUUUAUGCGAAUUUGCAUAUAUAUUUUCACAAACUAAGAAUAGAGUUUUUUGAGUUAAGAAAGGGGAAAACAUCUGGAUCCAUUUAUUAGGUUAAGAGUGAUCCAUCUGGUGUUAAAAAUAACCGCAGUGUGUGAACUACAGAAAAAAAAAUUAAACUUGUUUAUAUUCUAGGAAGCUGUAAAAGAACACUUCAGGGGUUGCGGAUGGUAACUGUUAGUCAUUGUCUCUAUAUGCAGUGAAAUGUUAGGAUCCCUUGCUAGUGAACUAGGAGAAUUCACAACAGUUACUCAAAACAGUUUUUUCCUUGGACAUGAUAAAUUGUGAUGCUAUUUUUUUUUUUUAAUGACUUAACUAUAUGCUCUUCAACUCUAGGAUGUAUCUUGAUCUUUCCAUUGCUUUUUGCCCCUCCUCCUUUCAGGUAGACAAACUGUGCUCUCACAUAUUAUGUGUUUAUUUUUUUGGAGAGUUUAAUGCUAUAGUAAUUCAAGUGUGUGAUUUAAAAUAAUCAGUUCACUUUGAUUCUUUAAGUUUUCACAAUUUCCUUUUCACAGAUAAUUAUGGAGAAAGAUAAUUACUGAUUAACUGGUAAUAAGCACGCUGUCCUCUGCUGUAAAGAGUCUGAAUAGAUAACUGUAUGUUAUGUCCAUGAACUCGAGCUACUCGUGUGCAAUUAUGUGUAUGGGAAUGGAGUAGUGUUCAUGAUUUGUAUCUACAUCAUCAUAUGGAUGUAUAUUUAUUAAUAAAGUCACUACUUUAAAACCAA
This is a messenger RNA of Oryctolagus cuniculus (rabbit), 5074 nucleotides long. RefSeq names its product chromosome 6 C5orf24 homolog (gene C6H5orf24). NCBI's taxonomy places the organism in Eukaryota, Metazoa, Chordata, Mammalia, Lagomorpha, Leporidae. The record is from RefSeq and is a predicted model, not a curated record.